Thelazia callipaeda (thelaziosis nematode) is the source of this 1257-nucleotide messenger RNA. NCBI's taxonomy places the organism in Eukaryota, Metazoa, Nematoda, Chromadorea, Rhabditida, Thelaziidae. The record is from the annotation of a GenBank genome assembly.
AUGGAUCAGGUUUGCGAAAUGGGAUUAAAGGAGUCGCAAAUUAAUGAAGUUUCAUUACUUGUAAAGAAGUAUGUGGAGACAAUUCCCAAAAAUGAGGGCAGGUCUACCGUUCGGUUCCGUUUGCCUUACCAAGAAACAAGUGGACACGAUGCUCGUGGUGAUGCUGUUGCUUUGGUAGUUGAACAUUUGCAACCGUGGGGAUUUUCAAAUUCUGCAUCGUAUACUCUGGCUUAUUCAUUUGUGGACAAAUAUGCGAAAGAACUGAAAACUUCUGAAGUUCCAUUUGACGAGAAUUAUUACUGUGCAAUUGAUGCUUCUGUUUGGUGUCCCGAUGUUAUACAUUAUUUGGAUAUAUAUCUUAAGAAUUUAGCUGACAAUUUGGACUUGCUACCUAAAUUUGAAACAAAUUCGGAUGAUUUAUUGUAUUCGUAUUAUGCUCAUAAAAAUCGUCGACCUAAAAUGGAAGAUCGUGCCGUUAUUUUACCGUCGCUUUGUGUGAUUGAACCAGCAAAGGGAGAUACUCGUAAAGAGGACUCUUUUUUUGCUGUGUUUGAUGGACAUAAUGGAAUAGAUUGCGCAAAUUAUGCAAGCUCCCAUUUUGCAAAAUGUCUUGUUGAGACAACUCAUUAUGCUGAUGGCCAAAUUGAGGAAAUAAUGAAAGAAGCUUUCACUAAUCUCGAUAAGAGACUCACUGCUCGAUGCAAAAAUGAUAAUAUAAAAGGUGGUACUACAGCUGUUUGCGCAUUUCUUCGAGAUCGGAAAUAUUUAUGUUUAGGAUGGUGUGGUGAUUCUUCAGCUGCUGUAUUACGGAAAGAUGGAGUGCGAACAUUGUCAUCAACUCAUUCACCAGAUGUCCCAGCAGAAGUGCGACGAGUGGAAGAAGCUGGUGGUAUUGUGCUGUCAGUGAUGGGUGAACUAAGAGUAAAUGGAGUUUUGAAUAUAACUCGUGCAUUAGGUGACAUUGAUGGGAAGCCAGUGAUAUCGUCUGAACCAGAUGUAAUGUCAUUUAGGCUCGAUAAUUCAGAAUAUCUUUUAUUACUGUCUUGUGAUGGUGUAUGGGAAACAUUUAAUGAAAGUGAUAUAUAUGGUCACAUUGUCCACUUUGUCCGUAAUAACAGUGUUGACAAUUAUGAAAAAUUAGCGGAGUUUAUUGUUGACCAAGCAAGGGAAUCAGGAACAAGCGACAAUUUAACGAUGAUCUGUGUGUUCUUGAGGCCUGUUAAAGACUUGUGGGAAUUAUUUGCUAAUGAAAGCUAA